UGAAGCGAAGGUAGCGAAACAAAGCAAAGCAAAAGAAGCCACAACUUCUGCUCUCUCUCUCUCUCUCUCUGUGAAAACCCAUUCAUUCCUCUCACUUUCUCUUUCUCUCUCCUUUCGACACUUUUUAUUUUUUUGAGUUUCGCUGGAGAUGCUGUCGACGUCGCUUCAUUCUCCGGCGACGGAGUGAGAAUUUCUUAAACCCUACUAUACCAUGCAAGAGACGCUUCUCACACUCUCUCUCUCCCACCAAGACAUUCACAUUCACCCUAACGCACCGAAGAAGAAAAAAUCUCAACCGAAACCGGGAACCGACGCGGCUUCUCGCGCGUCGCGGCGCGUGAGCCCUGCUGUUUCUCCUUCCUCUGCCGCCGAGAAGUCUCUCCCGAACGGCGACAUCUACACCGGAGCCCUGUCGGGGAACGCGCCGCACGGCACCGGAAAAUACCUCUGGUCUGAUGGGUGCAUGUAUGAGGGAGAGUGGAAGAAAGGAAAAGCGUGUGGGAAGGGAAGGUUCUCGUGGCCUUCAGGAGCCACAUACGAAGGGGAAUUCAAGUCGGGUCGAAUAGACGGGUUCGGGUCAUUCAUCGGUGUCGACGGCGACAUGUACCGUGGGUCAUGGGUGGCAGAUAGAAAACACGGUUUCGGAGAGAAACGUUACGCUAAUGGUGACGUGUAUGAGGGCUGGUGGAGGUGCAACUUGCAGGAGGGGGAAGGGAGGUACAGGUGGAAGAACGGGAAUGAGUACGUUGGGGAGUGGAAGAACGGUGGUAUUUGGGGAAAAGGGGUUUUGGUUUGGGCUAAUGGGAACCGUUAUGAAGGGUAUUGGGAGAAUGGGGUUCCUGUAGGGAAGGGUGUGUUCACGUGGUGUGAUGGAAGCACGUGUGCUGGGAAUUGGGGUGAGGAGUUUGUGAAGAAUGUGGUAGAGGUGGAGGGAAGGAAGAGAUCUUCGGUGGAUGGGUGUAAGAGUGUGAGUUUUCCCAGAAUUUGCAUUUGGGAAUUGGAUGGAGAAGCUGGGGAUAUUACGUGUGACAUUGUUGAUAAUGUGGAGGCUUCUAUGUUUUAUAGGGAUGGUAGUGAAUCCGAGAACGGUGGAGAAGCUUAUGGGGUGUUGAAUUUGAACAAGAGUCCUUUUUGGUCUUUUGAUGGCGGUGAGGUCAAGAAGCCUGGUCAAACUGUGUCGAAGGGGCAUAAGAAUUAUGAUCUCAUCCUUAAUUUGCAACUGGGUAUCAGAUUCACCGUUGCCAAGUAUGCUUCCAUUGUGAGAGAGCUUAGGCCUGGGGAUUUUGAUCCCAAGGAGAAGUUCUGGACGAGGUUCCCGCCUGAAGGGUCUAGGAUUACACCCCCGCAUCACUCAGUGGACUUCAGAUGGAAAGAUUAUUGUCCCAUGGUGUUCAGACAUCUAAGGGAAUUAUUUGCCAUAGAUCCUGCGGAUUACAUGUAUGCUAUUUGCGGAAGUGACACACUUAGGGAGAUGUCUUCUCCUGGCAAAAGUGGAAGCAUCUUUUAUCUCACUCAAGAUGACCGGUUUAUAAUCAAGACCGUCAAGAAGUCUGAAGUCAAGGUGCUGAUCAGGAUGCUUCCAAGUUACUACCAACAUGUUUGUCAGUACAAGAACUCCUUGGUAACGGCAUUCCUGGGCGUACAUUGUGUCAAACCUGUUGGAGGUCAAAAGAUCCGGUUUAUAGUUAUGGGCAAUGUGUUUUGUUCGGAGUAUCGGAUCCAUAAGAGAUUUGACCUCAAAGGUUCUUCUCACGGUAGAAUGACGGAUAAACCGCGUGAGGAGAUUGAUGAGACUACCACUCUCAAAGACCUUGAUCUGAAUUUUAUCUUUCGUCUGGAACAGUCUUGGUUUCAAGAACUUAAAUGGCAACUUGAUAGAGACUGUGAGUUCCUGGAAGCAGAGGGAAUCAUGGAUUACAGUCUUCUGAUUGGCCUUCAUUUUCGUGAUGAUGACUCGGUUGAUGAAAUGAAAAGUUCACCAUGUUAUUUGAAUUCAGGCAAGAGAGACAUGCAUGAUGAUGAGAUGCACAUAUGCCGGGGACCUCUAAUCAGGCUGGGAAUGAACAUGCCUGCAAGAGCUGAGAGGGUGUGUAAGGCGGGAUUGGAUCAGCAGACGGGUAGUGGAAGCAGCAACUCUAUCCCUUCACGGAGCUGUAGUGAGAUCUCUGAUGUAAUCCUCUACUUUGGUAUCAUUGACAUUCUCCAAGACUACGAUAUUAGCAAAAAGAUAGAACAUGCAUACAAGUCAUUGCAAGUGGAUCCCACUUCCAUCUCAGCCGUUGAUCCCAAGCUAUACUCCAAGAGGUUUAGGGAUUUCAUACACAGAAUCUUUGUAGAGGAUAAAUGACAAGCUUGGAGACAAAAGACUAUGGGAGAAGUGAACCGGGACCAACUCUGGCAUGCUUAGGUGACACCCCAUGAUCCAUGAAAUGUUGCAAACAUGGGUGAUUUAACACUGAUGUUGGUGUUGAAAUUAGAUCCACAAGAUUGGAAUAUAAUAUGGUUGUA
Messenger RNA from Abrus precatorius (Indian licorice), 2508 nucleotides. Its product is annotated as phosphatidylinositol 4-phosphate 5-kinase 1-like. Gene Ontology annotation, biological process: phosphatidylinositol metabolic process. Gene Ontology annotation, molecular function: 1-phosphatidylinositol-4-phosphate 5-kinase activity; ATP binding. Bases 212 to 2347 code for a protein of 711 amino acids. Lineage: Eukaryota; Viridiplantae; Streptophyta; Magnoliopsida; Fabales; Fabaceae. The transcript has 8 exons. The record is from RefSeq and is a predicted model, not a curated record.